Symbiodinium sp. CCMP2592 is the source of this 2088-nucleotide messenger RNA. The record is from the annotation of a GenBank genome assembly. Lineage: Eukaryota; Dinophyceae; Suessiales; Symbiodiniaceae.
AUGGCUUUGUCUGCUGAGCUCGUUGCAGACAUCUCGUUCAAGCUGACACAGGUGCAAGAGGGCGAUCGACUUGUAAAGACGGUGCAUGCGGCUAUCAGCCAGCUUGAGUCGCAGGGCCACGUCUACACGAUGCAGCUUCAACCGACCAUGGUCGGGAUCAGUUCCCAGAACCGCGACGGGAGCGGGAUUAAUCCCGUAGAUGUCCACGAUCUUCUGGGCGACAUAGUUCAAGCCGGCUGGCUUGAUGCCAGGGUUCAGGCUAUCGCCCAUGAGCCAACUGGGCAAGAGGACAUCGAUUGGAAUGUCCGUCUCUUCCAAAGCAUGCAUGAUCGCUGUGGGCCCCUGGAGCCCACGAUGAUCAAAGCACUCUCCCUGGCAGGGUCACACACAAACUCGGUCUUGCGGUGCUUCCACUAUGAGGUCAUGCAUGAAGGAGACGAGACCGUGUGUCAUGAUGGAAGACUCAGCAUGGAGCUGCUUCGGCGGCACGAUCCGGACUUCGCGAGGGCGGUUCGCGAAGGAGUCGUUUGGAAGAUCUUGUCAAAGCACGUCGCUGCCCAGCUGCCGCAGCUGUUGGGGCUUGUCCAAAGGAUGGGCAACGCCACACUUCACCGUUGCGAACACGAGCUCCAACUGAUGAGACGGCUGCAUCAGACUUGGGUCCAGAUGAGCUCUCAGGGUUCUGUGGACUUCCUGGCACUGAAAAGCAAAGUCACCACGGGGAAGUCCGUGCAUGGCAAGUCCAUGCCGCAUCUUUACAGUUUCGUGUUGAAGACUGCGGGUGGCACAGAUCCGUUCUUGCUCAACGAGACUGAAACCUUCGUUAGGUUGCAUUCCCCCAGCACACGUUCAUUGGGACCUGGUUUCUGGGAGAAGGUCAGUGCCGAUGUCAAAGGUUCCAACCAAUUCCCACGGUUCCGGCAUGCCAUGGUGAAGCUUGCAUACUGCAAAGAAGCUGUGGGGUCUGCCGAGUGCAAGAAGAUGUUGCACAAGGAUUCAACGGCCUCUGUCAAGGAGGCAGACACCAUCAUGACCACGUGGCGAAAGCUGGUGACGGCCCUGCCGAAUGGUGCAGAGCUUCUCAUGAAUCCCGAAGUGCAGACCUGCUUGUCCUAUGGGGACAUGUCCUUGGCUGCCUUCACCCUGAAUGUGAUGUUGCCCGGCAUCCUCAAAACAGACCUGAAUGGGCCCUGGGCGGCACACAAGGUCGCAGAUUCGGGUGAGGCAUCGGGUUCCAAACAGGUUGCAGCACCCAAGGCCAUCAUGAGGGAGCUGAGCUCCGACGGCUCGGUGAAGGAUUCAGCGCUGAUGCUGGCCGAGUCCGGCUUUUCAGUCGGCCAACAUGUCCGUCGCAAGGCGGACCAGGAAACGGGCCAGGUGAUGGCGAUGGAGCUUGGCCGUGUCAAGCUGAAGCAGCCCUCGGGGUCCGCAGUGCGGGUGUCGGUCGACAGCUUUCUCGCAGGGCACUGGCAGGUCUUCACACCCAAGCCAGAGCCCCAGACGAUUGAUGACUUGUCAGUGUAUUCGCCUUUGAACUUCCCCGAAUACGAGCGACAGAUGCUGUUGGCAUGCUUGCACAUGGACAUGCAUGAGCUCAUGCAAAAGCACGACACGAAUCCCAUGCUGCAGAAGCUCAAGGUCACUUUGAAGCCUCGUAAGUCAGUCCAAGCCACGGCAUUCAUCCCGAAAAACAAGCUCAUCAUGGUCCCCAUGGGUUUGACGAUCAAGCACGGUCAGAAGAAGCCCGAGGAUGCGAUUUUCGAUAUCAUCACCCCCAUGAGUGACUACUUCUUCUGGGUUGUUUCGUUCAUUCAGAUUCCGAAAGCCGAAGGGGAUGCUGGCUUCAUCAAUCCUGCAUUCCUUGUGCAGCCGCUUCCCGUGAGUGACACUUGGAAUUGCGAGGUUUCGCAUGUCAAGUCCAAUCGAGACAAGAAGGUUCAACUCCCCAUCCUCAAGAACACCAUGGACCUGCAGCAGGACGAUGUGCUGUAUAUGCCAAAGGCCGAGAAGACUGUGCACGUCGAGGCCUUGCAGGCUGAAACCCCGCCAAGGAAGCGAAUCUGCUCCAAGAAGCCGGGAGACUCCUGA